Molecule: messenger RNA, 1174 nt
Organism: Elaeis guineensis (African oil palm)
Lineage: Eukaryota; Viridiplantae; Streptophyta; Magnoliopsida; Arecales; Arecaceae
Product: thymidine kinase a
Biological process (GO): thymidine metabolic process
Molecular function (GO): thymidine kinase activity; ATP binding
Source: RefSeq, a predicted model, not a curated record
GGAUGUCUCUCUUAGACCAUUCCAACCUUUUGCCAUCCCCGGGUCUCCUGCUUCCCUCCAAAACCCUAAAACUCUUCCCUCCUCCCCCAAUUUCAAACCCCAAAUCUCCCCAAAACCCGCCAAAUACAUCCCCUCUCCCAUUAUGCGCUCCAUCUCCACCAUGAGAUCCCUCCUCCCCUUCCCCUCUUCAAUAUAUUUUCCCCCAUCCCACCUCCUCUCCAAGACCUCUCCACCCCCUUUUCUCACUCUCAUCCCAACCUCUCCAUUCCCCAAAUUCAUCCUCCAAUCCCCGAUCGCCUAUCUUCCAAAGCCCUCGUCUUCCACCCUCAGAUCGUUUUGUACCAGCUCCAUCGACGGCCCCGAUCCAUCGAUGGAUGCCCGGGUUUCCUCUGGGGAGAUCCAUGUGAUCCUCGGCCCGAUGUUUGCUGGGAAAACCACCACUCUCCUUCGCCGAAUCCGGUCUGAGAUCGAGAACGGAAGGAGUGUGGCUGUAAUAAAAUCUAACAAGGAUACGAGGUAUGGGUUGGAUUCUGUAGUGACUCAUGAUGGCUCAAAGAUGCCAUGUCUGGCUCUGCCAGAGCUUUCGAUGUUCCGAGAUAAAUUUGGAAUUGAAGCUUACAAUAAGCUGGAUGUGAUAGGAAUUGAUGAAGCGCAGUUCUUUGAAGAUCUUUAUGACUUCUGCUGCAGGGCUGCUGAUCAUGAUGGAAAGACUGUUAUUGUUGCAGGCCUGGAUGGCGAUUACUUGAGAAGGAGAUUUGGCUCGGUACUUGAUAUCAUUCCUCUAGCUGAUUCUGUCACUAAGCUGUCUGCACGAUGUGAGCUGUGUGGCCAGCGUGCAUUCUUUACCUUGAGAAAGACACAGGAGACACAAACUGAACUUAUUGGUGGUGCUGAUGUCUACAUGCCAGUGUGUAGGCAGCACUAUGUGAAUGGACAGAUUGUUAUGGAAACUACAAGGAUUGUCUUGGAUGUUGAAAGGUCUACUGUGAUUCAAACUCUGAAGUAACUUUUGCCCAAGUCAUGUGUGCUUAUGUCAUGUCUAAUUUAAUUUUGAUUAAAGCUUUUCUCCUUAUGUUUAUACAUUCUAUUGUUCAAAGGAGACAGGCUGUAUAACUGAUAUUCCAUUCCUUGUGAUCAAGAUGGGAAUUAAAUGAGCGGAUAUGGUUUCUUGCAA